Messenger RNA from Tachysurus fulvidraco (yellow catfish), 4096 nucleotides. It is a transcript of the gene rfc1, whose product is annotated as replication factor C (activator 1) 1. The transcript is spliced from 24 exons. Gene Ontology annotation, molecular function: DNA clamp loader activity; DNA binding; DNA clamp unloader activity. The record is from RefSeq and is a predicted model, not a curated record. The coding region runs from base 130 to 3504 and encodes 1124 amino acids. Gene Ontology annotation, biological process: DNA repair; DNA replication. Gene Ontology annotation, cellular component: DNA replication factor C complex; nucleus. NCBI's taxonomy places the organism in Eukaryota, Metazoa, Chordata, Actinopteri, Siluriformes, Bagridae.
CUUCCCUUUAACGUCAUCAUUCUGCGCCAGAAAGACUCACUCUUGGCGCCAAAGACUAACUGCAUCCCUACGCACUUUUGCUGCAUAAAAAAAUAACAGCAAAAAAAUUUUUUAUGACAGCUGUUGAAAAUGGAUAUUCGCAGAUUCUUCGCACCGAAGCCUGGCCAAGACAAAGGAAGAGGAAGCAGCAGCACUGAUGAAGAGCCCAAGAAUAAAAAGAAACCCGCUUCCAAGACAACAAGCUCCACGUUGGAACUAAAACGAUCAGCAAAAAGGAAAAAGAGGGUCAUCGCUGAUUCAGAUGAGGAGGAAGAGGAGAAGAAAGGAAAGAAAAGUCCUAAAGAGAAGCCUUCAGCAUCUGGGAAGAAAGAUCCAGUGACUUACGUGUCGGAUUCAGACUCCGAUGAAGCCUUUCUGUCUCUGAAAAAGCCCUCGAAGCACAAAGAGAACACCUGCAGCAAAGACAAGAAGGACUCAGGUCCGAAGGAGACGAAAGCCAAGCAGGUUAAAACGCCACCCGUUCAAUCCCCGAGCCCGAAGGAGAAGGAAGCGACGAAGAAGAACGUGCGCAGCCCGACUCCACCCAAGUCGUCGACCGCACCCAAACACACCCCCACAUCCGUGCUCGAUUACUUUGGCAACUCGGCAGCCAGGAGAUCUGACACGAAGCUAGUGGCCGGUACGAGCACCAAGAGGAAAGCGCCCACAGGAGAUCCCGAGGAACCACGCGACGAUGCCUCCAUCGCGAAACAGCUACAGAUGGACGAGGACAUGGAGUUGGAGAAACAGAUCCAUGAAGAUGAGGAGUUUGCUCGAACCCUGGCCAUGUUUGAUGAAGCCCCUCAGCCUAAAAAGGCUCGUUUGGACUCUCAUUCGCCCUCCAAGAUCAGCACACGGGCAAAAACCAAGUCUUCGCCCAAGCAGCCUUCACCGAAGAAGAGUCCUGUCAAAGCCAGUUCCAAACUAGCAAUGAUGAAGAAAAGAGCCGACGAAGAGGAGCAACGGCAGAAGAGCGAGGAGGAGAAGAAAAGCAAACGUUUCAUCUCCCCGAAGAAAGAGCCAAUCGCACCAGCUUCAUCCGAGACAGCGGCCACGCCUAAAACAGGCGUUUCAGCAGGACGCCCAAAACGCAUUUCCACACCCAAGAGUGAAGGAGGAAGUACCAAGACCUCUCCUACAAAACCAGAGACCAGCCCAGAAGACGCGGAGAAGAAGCGUGUGAAUUCUACAGCGUAUCGAAACUACCUGAACCGAGAAGGACCUCGUGCACUGGGCUCUAAAGAGAUCCCACAGGGAGAAGAGAACUGUCUGGAAGGCUGCGUGUUUGUGUUAACUGGUGUUUUGGAGUCCAUGGAGAGGGACGAUGCUAAGUCUCUAAUAGAACGCUACGGUGGGAAAGUCACAGGAAACGUCAGCAGGAAAACCAACUACCUGGUGCUGGGACGAGACAGCGGAGCCUCCAAGACCGAGAAGGCACAGAGUUUUGGCACCAAGAUCCUAAACGAGGACGAGUUACUGGAUUUGAUCCGAACCAAACCGGGCAAAAAGUCCAAAUACGAGAUUGCUGCAGAAGCUGAGAGUAAAGCCUCUAAAUCGAGGACCCCAGACCCUAAAGGCAAACGCACUCCUAAGGGCCGCAAAGUCACGCCCCGCAAAUGCUCCGCAAGCAAGAGCAGUCCCUCACCGUCUUCCUCAUCGACCCCUGGAACCUCCAGAACUUCCCGCCAAGGCUCUUCGUCCGAGGUCAGGAAGACUCUGGAAUUUGGUGCAGGAAAAAGCACGGACGAUGGCGGCGGCAGCAGCUUGCUGUGGGUGGAUAAGUACCGCCCCCGCACUCUGAAGAGUCUGAUAGGGCAGCAGGGGGAGCAUAGCUGUGCCAAUAAACUCCUGAGAUGGCUGAAAGACUGGCAUAAAAGACACAGCGGCGAUGCAAAACCAGCAGCUGCUCGCUUUGGGAGGUUUGGAGGUAAGGAUGACGGUUCCGGGUUCAAAGCCGCUUUGCUCUCUGGACCUCCUGGUGUAGGGAAGACCACCACUGCUGCUCUCGUGUGUGAGGAGUUAGGUUACAGUUACGUGGAGAUGAACGCUAGCUGCACCCGCAGCAAGAACAGUCUGAAAGAAGUCAUCGCCGAGUCUCUCAAUAACACAAGCAUCAAGAAUUUCUACACAGGUGCAUCUCAGACAGUCAGCAAUAAACACGUUCUCAUCAUGGACGAGGUGGAUGGCAUGGCAGGAAAUGAGGACAGAGGAGGAAUACAGGAAAUGAUCGGUCUGAUCAAAAGUACUAAGAUCCCCAUUAUCUGCAUGUGCAACGACCGGAACCACACGAAGAUCCGCUCGCUCGCCAACUACUGCUUCGACCUGCGUUUCCAGCGGCCUCGUGUGGAACAGAUCAAGGGAGCCAUGAUGUCCAUCGCUUUUAAAGAAGGUUUAAAGAUCCCACCGCCGGCACUCAAUGAAGUCAUUCUGGCGUCCAAUCAGGACAUUCGACAGGUGCUGCAUAAUUUGAGUAUGUGGUCAGCCACAGACAAGGUCAUGACCUACGACCAGGCGAAAGCUGAUGCUAACAAGGCCAGGAAGGACAUGAAAAUGGGACCGUUUGACGUAUGCAGGAAAGUGUUUGUUACAGGCGAAGAGACCGCCCACAUGACCCUGAUUGACAAGUCAGACCUUUUCUUCCACGAUUACUCCCUGGCGCCGCUGUUCGUCCAAGAGAACUACAUACAUGUCCGGCCGGCCGCCGCAGGGGGGGACCUAAAGAACCACUUAGUGCUGCUGAGCAAAACGGCAGACAGCAUCUGCGACGGAGAUUUAGUGGACCGACAGAUCCGCUCUCGUCAGGUCUGGUCUCUGCUGCCCACGCAGGCAGUCUAUGCCAGUGUGCUGCCGGGGGAACUGAUGCGGGGGUAUAUGAGUCAGUUCCCUACGUUUCCCAGCUGGUUGGGCAAGUUUUCAUCCAGGGGAAAACACAGUCGCAUCGUACAGGAGCUGUCAUCACACAUGAGUCUGAAGACACUGAGCAGUAAGGAGGCAGUAAAUCUAGACUACCUGCCCUACCUGCGUUCUGCUCUGCUGGAGCCUCUGCGUUGUCGCGGGGCAGAAGGAGCCACUCAGAGCGUGACGCUCAUGGACGACUACAACAUCAUCAAAGAGGAUUUUGACAGCAUCAUGGAGAUCAGUACGUGGGGUGGACAACCAGAUCCCUACUCCAAGCUUGACUCCAAGGUGAAAGCUGCAUUCACACGGGCUUAUAACAAGGAGUCCCACUUAACGCCGUACUCACUGCAGGCACUAAAGAAAGGUCGCAGAGGCACAGUGGACACUGAACAGGCUUUAGACCCUGAUAAUGACCUCCAGACACAGGAAGAGGAAGAGGAGGACACACUUACUGUUGAUGCCAUGAUCAAGCAAAAGAAGGCAAAAGUGACAAAAGAGGUCAAAAAGGAGAAAGCAGAGGAUUCUGGAAAGGGUAAAGGAAAAGGCAAAGGAAAAGGCAGGAAGUGAAAUGUGGUCUGCAUUGAGAAGAGAUGCAGAAAGACAUAUUGUAAACAAAUGCUCGUUCCUCCUCUGUGUUUAUGAACUCUUGAUGGCAGGCGGCAAAGAUCAGACCUUCAUAAGGCGAUCGAAAGGUCAGUAUUAACAAGGAACGAGGGUGGAUAGAGGAGGCGUUUUCAGCAAUUAAAAACGAGUGGGUGACCAUUCCAUCAUCUCUCACUCGACUGGAUGAAAAGGACGAUACAAACAGGGAGCGCACACACACACUAGCACUCAUUGAAAUACACAGAGUAAAAUGUGAAACUAUGUUCAACAUCAAACAUCUCUCAUCUCAGCCCUUCCUUUCAUUACCCCUCGAUUUCUUAUCCACUCGCAGCUCUUCUAAGGUUCAUAAGCACUUUUGCUUAAAGAAGGCUUCCCGAAGACGACGCACAUUCGAGCUGUAAAUAAACACGUGCGCAGUUGAAAUCGUAUAUACUCUGAUAUCUAGCUUUUUUAAAUGGAAAUGUUUCUUACACACUGACAGUGCGAUGUACUGGACUGUAGCAUAGACUGUACAUGACUGGAUUUUCAGCGAGCAAUUAAAGAGUGAGUAAUGUCA